Crotalus tigris (Tiger rattlesnake) is the source of this 4028-nucleotide messenger RNA. RefSeq names its product TRPM8 channel-associated factor homolog. The record is from RefSeq and is a predicted model, not a curated record. Lineage: Eukaryota; Metazoa; Chordata; Lepidosauria; Squamata; Viperidae. Bases 808 to 3687 code for a protein of 959 amino acids. The transcript has 9 exons.
ACAAGGAUUUCUUGUCAUUUGUGGCUCCUCUCAUUUUAGAGGGGUCCGUCUCUAUUCAGCUGAAUAAACACGUAAAACUUAAAAGGCACUUUCUGGUUUCCUGUAUUUCUUCAACCAGCAAAACCUCAGAACCUGCAUAUCAGGUUUUCUAGCUCUGUUCAUAACGUCGGUGAGAAGAAUGGGCCCGAAGAGAGACGAACAUAACAUUACAUAAAAAGAUACUAACAAGAGAAAGGAGACUUGGCAACACUUUCUGUGGAAAUCCACACGUUGGGCUCCUCCUUUGCACUUUGAAACACUCUCGUGAAUUUGCUCCAAUUAAUAAAAGGAACUGGUCACACCCACCCACAAUUUCUACUCCAACCGCCUAUAAAAAUAAAUGUUCCCAGGAAUGCUUCGCCUCCAUUUACAAGGAGACACUUGCAAGAACUUCUGAAAAGGUAAGCUAAAUCAUUCAUAUUUAAAUAAAGUCGCAGAACAUUGUUUUCUGUUCUGAAUGCUCACAAACCACCUUGUAAUGAUCUUUUCCCAGAAUUUUUCUUGGCAUCAAUGACUGUAUUGCAGUUAUCUGGCUACAGUAUGAUUCACCUUUGCCCCUUUUGUGUUUUUGGAGACAGAAACAUUUGCCUUUUGCAAACAGUGAUCAUGGCUGACUUCUCAAAAACUAUUACGAGGGAGGUAACGUCCGUGCAAAUGAAAAAAAUUCUCUGUUGGAAGCUGAGCCCAGCCAGUAGUAUGGAAAACGAUACAGCGGUACAACAACGCCCAGCAAAACUGCAAGCCACAUAGCUAUAUCUGAAUGGUUUUAUGACUCUUGGUGCGAACUGUUUCCUCUCGCAGCGUUAUAGGCAGCGUAAAAUACACAGAGAGAAAUUGAAACUUUCUUUUUUCCAGAUCCGGCGGCGCAACUUUCCCAUGGAUUCCCAACGUUCUUACGAUGUGUUAGUGAAAGGCCUCCAGUCCGUCGAUGUCACGGGAGAUUUCAAUCCUUGUGAACUUCUGCUCAUAGGAGACCGAGCCUUCCCAGUGCUUGUAGAUUCCAAGGGCCAAGUUCUCAUCGCUGCAGCCCAAUAUGGGAAAGGCCGGAUGGUGGUCACGGCGCAUGAAGUCAUGAUACAACUGCCCCAGUUCUUGCAGUUCAUUAAAAAUGCUUUGCAGUGGCUUAGACCUUCUCCAAUGGCACCUGUCGGAGUCCACAGAAGCCUGGAUGCCCUCUCCAAACUGCUCCUCAGUAGCGGUAUUAAAGUUCAACCAGGUGCAACACUUGGGGACUCCCCUGGGGUCUUCUGCAGAGAUGCCUACGAUGAUGUGCAGGCCGAUGACCUUGUACAGUUUGUGAAGAGAGGCGGGAGGCUGCUCAUUGGUGGCCAGGCCUGGCAUUGGUCAUAUCAACACGGGAAGGAGGCAGUCUUGGUUCAAUUUCCUGGAAACCUGGUGACCGGUGUGGCUGGAGUGUAUUUCACUGCCAAUGUGGGAAAAAAUGGUGUUUUCUCUGUGCCUAGAAAAAUUCCCAAGAUUCCCCUUAUCACCGAACAUGGAAUAGAUGUUCAAAAGGACUUAGUAACUCUUCUGAAAGGAGUGGAGAGAUUCAAUGUGAAGGGCGAUGACCUCCAGAAGCAAAUGACUCCAUCUACCUUGCUUAUCCAUGGAGCCCUGGCAUUUCCAGUUGGCAUAAGUGAUACCCACCACUCCUUCCUGGCCGCUGCAUACUACGGCCGAGGACGCAUCGUCGUCGCCUCUCACGAAGGCUUCCUUAGCAUGCCAUCAAUGAAAUCUUUCCUCCUCAAUGCCGUCAGUUGGCUUUCUGCUGGGAAGAGAAGACAGGUGGGCAUUGGAGACAACUUAAACGAACUUUACUCCAUGUUAAAUCAAGCAAUGAUACCCUGUGAGCUAACCCACUUUAAGGAAGGCCUAGACAUAUACUGUUGCACAGCCUACGAUGCCAAAGACAUGGAAAGCAUCCACGCAUUUGUCUCUGAAGGAGGAGGGCUCCUAAUUGGGGGUCAGUCUUGGUAUUGGGCUUCCGUGAAUCCUAACUCCAGUGCUAUUGCAGAAUAUCCAGGAAAUAAGAUCCUGAAUAAGUUUGGAAUUGGGAUUAUUGACAAAUAUUUGGAGAUACCUGAAAACAGCUGUCCUGCCAGAGAGGCCAGCGAAGUGGCUUCCGCUUAUCAUUUCCGGCAAGCAUUCUUGCAGUUCAAGAAACAUAUUCGAAACGAGCAGAUUCUACAACCGCCCUAUUCCUUGUGGCUGCAGAGAUUGGCGGAAGACAUGGAGAUAUUCCUUGAAAUCCCAGCUACAAACUCCCGUCUCUUGUCUUCAGUUCACGAAGAGGCUCUAGAGUUAGUUCAAAUUAAAGGGAUUCCCGAGGUCAGUGUACGUAACCCAGUCCAAUCCAAUUCAGACCAAGCCAUCUUACUUCAAAUAGCGUCUGUGCUCUAUAAGGUUCUACCAGAGUUUCAAGGCUUAGUACCCAGCUUGAAGCCAUACGAUCCAAGCUCUUACCCUACAGCACCUCCUCAAAAAAUUCAAAUAAAUGGAAGCAACACAGGAAAUGAAGCUUGGAGAAGCACUGGCAUGUAUGUGCCCCCAGCAAGAACGGUCACUUUAUUAUUCCCACCUUCCAUCCUCAGUGCAAAACUGCAGGUGCAGAUUGGGUGCCACACUGAUAGUUUAGUUAAUCUCAAGGAAUGGAUGCGUCCUCCAGUGGUGACGAGGCGGUUUCUGGUGAAGACUGCGAAGAUGGAGAUCUCCAGCUUGUGGGGAGGCCUCUUGUACAUCAUUGUGCCAGACAACUGUUCAUUGGGCUACUUCUCUGUCACCAUCGAAGGAGCAACCCAGGCGCCUUAUUUCAAGCAUGGUGAAACCAGCAUCCAGGAUUGGCAAGAGACGAUCCGCCAGUAUCCUGCUCCCUGGGCGGAACUGGAAACUGAGAAUAUUAUUCUCACGCUGCCGUCAGACUCUAUACGUGGUCACGACAGGGUUGAUUUCCUGCUCCAGACCUGGGAUGAGAUGAUGAGGGCCAUCGCCCACUUAGCAGCCAUCCCUCCUAUUUUUCCCAGCCCAGAGAGGAUUGUGGCCGAUGUUCAGAUAUCAGCAGGUUGGAUGCACGCUGGCUCUCCAGUCAUGAGUAAUGUGGGGGCCCUACCAGAGAUCAUAGAUGUGCAAGCUUUCCACAGCAAAGGAGCUUGGGGCCCAAUCCAUGAGUUGGGCCACAACCAGCAGAAAAGCGGGUGGAAUUUCCCACCCCACACCACGGAAGCCACCUGCAAUCUCUGGUCUGUUUAUGUUAAUGAGACUGUGCUGCACAUCUCCCGAGAAAUAGCCCAUCCAGCGCUUCUACCGGAUGCAAGAAGAGAGAGGAUUGAGACCUACAUGAGAAACGGAGCUAAUUUGGAGGACUUUGAAGUGUUCACGGCACUUGAACCCUAUUUGCAGCUGCAGGAAGCCUUCGGUUGGGACCCCUACAUCCACCUUUUAGCGAAAUAUCAAACCAUGAGCGACAUCCCAGAUGACAAUCGCUACAAGAUGAACCUGUGGGCAGAAACCUUCUCUCAGGAAGUCAACAGAAACCUGGGGCCUUUUUUCAAAACCUGGGGGUGGCCCAUUGAAGGCAGCGUCUCCGAGAAGCUGGCCAUGUCCUACCCUGCCUGGGCUGAGGAUCCCAUGAUACAGUAUCGGCGCUCUUGAAGGACUAGAAGGCCAAGAUCGUCCCCAUCAGAGAACACUGGAAUUGGGGAGAGGUGUUACUCAAAACCGAGUCUGAUAAGAUGAGCUAAGUUGGAAGGGUUUUCAGCUGCAACAUAAAGUCUUCUUUAGCUGUUGCGUUUGGAGGAUUUCAGCUCCACUAUUGGGUUGCUGCCUUUUAAAAAGGAAUAUCUCUUUCUUAUUUUGCCACGCAACGCUACAGUAAUAAAUUGAAGGGGGCACCCUGAGUUUUCCAAGGAAAAAUAAAUCCAUCCAAGGCAAACUGAAUUCCAAUCGUGUAUUUUAUCUUAAACUGACCUGGUGUUCCGCUGGGUCCGGAUAAA